Fusarium vanettenii 77-13-4 is the source of this 1995-nucleotide messenger RNA. RefSeq lists its product as uncharacterized. The record is from RefSeq and is a predicted model, not a curated record. Gene Ontology annotation, molecular function: zinc ion binding; DNA-binding transcription factor activity, RNA polymerase II-specific. The transcript has 5 exons. Lineage: Eukaryota; Fungi; Ascomycota; Sordariomycetes; Hypocreales; Nectriaceae. The coding region runs from base 1 to 1995 and encodes 664 amino acids. Gene Ontology annotation, biological process: regulation of DNA-templated transcription.
AUGGAUGCCUCAAGAGAAUCUCGAUAUUUGCUCCUGGAGGACCAGAGACCCCACAAGAUCCCCCGCAUCGACCCGGCAGCCUCCGCGAUCCAUCUUCCCUGGUCAACAAGGGAUUCACAGGCUCAACAUAACGAUUACCAACAUUUGAGCCUAACCGGAGCCGAGGAUGGGGCCCAAGAUGUAAGCCCUGUUGCUGCGACGCUGCCCGCAGGUCCAGGUCCCGGUCAACCGCUCCGGACCCGGGGAACGGUCGCCUGCCGAAAGUGUCGGUCGCGGAAAACAAAGUGCGACAAUCAAGGGCCGAGUUGUGGUUACUGCUUGAAGAUAGGCGAGCCUUGUGUGUAUGAGACGGAAGCCAUUCUGCAAGCUUUGAACGAGCUCCGAGAAAUCGUCUCAAAGCCGCCAACCGAGCGAUUGCCGGUUGGUAGUCCCGAUGUGACUGCUAGCAGCAGGGAGAGGGUAUCCUUCUCAACUGGCCUAGCCUCCAUCGUCACAUCAACUCCUCAGCCGGCAACUCCAAAUAGCCAUCUACAACUUAAACCAGCAGCAAAAUCUCUACGUUGGACCCAAAAGAUAGAAAACAUUAUCCAAUGGCGCAUCUUUCAGUCGCAUCUUAUGGCGAGCGAUAUAUAUCCCGACGCUGAUCUACCUAUCACCCUGGACCAUUCGAUGCCAAGCACCGAUAUAAGGCUCUUAACUGACCUAGAAUCGAGAUAUAUCCAUAGCGUGCACCUAUUUAACCCCAUAUUACAUCUUCCAACACUGCACGAUCUAAUUCUCCGCGUCGCAGAAAGCCAUUUCGAUUGGUCACCCGAGACUUGCCUCGUUGCACUUGUGUGUGCCAUCGGUGCUAUGACUGAACCAUUGGAUACAUCACAAACCCCUGACGCGUCCAGUGGAGUCAAUUCAGAUGAGUCUCGAGAUCGUAGCGACCCCAGCCUGGCCAUUGGGUACUGGAACGUCGCAUCUAAGCGCCUGGGCCUCGUCCUCGACCGGAAUGACAUAACGGCUGUGCAAUGUCUGUGUCUGGCAGGAAUAUGGCACAUGCUCAACCUACAACCGCUCCAAGCCUGGAAGUACUUCAGCCAUGCUGGAAACGCAUGGUUCUGCACAGUGAUGCGAAAUGGCCCAUUACCUAGACCUCCUGAAAGAACUCACUUUGGUCCGAUCUGCGUCCAAGAUGCUCUAUGCUUCACAAUUUGGAAGUCUAUCUGCGAGCUACAUCCCGAACUUUCGCUUCCCCCCUCAGUGCUUCAAGACUGUGAAGUUCUUCGUCCGUUUCCCACACUUCCAGACCUGGAUGAUCCAAGACUCGGUGAUCCCUUGAUCGAUAGCGAGCGCAGCUGGCUCUACUAUCUCGCUGAGAUUGCUGCACGCCACCUCAUAAACGACCUCCUCGAAUGCCAUGUUUACGACUUUGAUAGCCUCCAGCGGGCGGAUGUUGUGCGAAUGAUACGCCAUACCGAGAUAUUCGAGGGACAGAUCGACGAGUGGCGUUCAUCCUUGCCUGCUCAGCUCCAAUUCGAUAUGCCUGAGGACUGGGCCCUUCCUGAACUAGAUCACCCUAUGAAGAUGGUGUUGAGGCAGCGGUACCUAUCGAGCCUCGAGUUGACAUACAGGCCCUUGCUCCGGUUAUGCACCGACUUUUCCUUGGAAGAUUUCCAAGGAUAUGAAGCACCGCUUCUAAGCAGAGUUGUCAAACUAGCUUCACAAAACCUACGAUUCUCAUACUUAAAGAUCGUUAACACGAGCAGAAGCCUUCACCAGGGCACUUGGUUCAACCUUCGCAGCUUGACUGGGUCAUGUCUCCGAUUCGCUGCGGCGGAGAAGGCUCAACGGGAUGGAAAGCUGGCCGGCGCACAAGAGGUUCAGAUCCCACCGGGUUGGAGAUCUUGUGUGAUGAAAGCGAUAGAGACUCUGCAGCCGUACUGGGCUUCAAAACGCGGUGGGGGGGCAGGUUUGAUGGACCUGAUGGACCAAGCCCUGGCGAUGUAG